This is a messenger RNA of Polyodon spathula (Mississippi paddlefish), 2018 nucleotides long. Its product is annotated as centrosomal protein of 89 kDa-like. Gene Ontology annotation, cellular component: ciliary transition fiber; centriole. The transcript is spliced from 13 exons. The coding region runs from base 134 to 1909 and encodes 591 amino acids. The record is from RefSeq and is a predicted model, not a curated record. Lineage: Eukaryota; Metazoa; Chordata; Actinopteri; Acipenseriformes; Polyodontidae. Gene Ontology annotation, biological process: chemical synaptic transmission; cilium assembly; mitochondrion organization.
GACAGAUGACUUGACCCUUGAAACUCCAACUAAUUCAAACUUGCCUAAGAAGAGGACGUUAUCAAAGAGGAAGAUCUUAAUAAAGGACAGCAAAUCAGAUUUGACAGAUGAUACAUACAAAGAACUGCUGGAAAUGAAUAAGGAGAUAUUACAAGAAAUGAAAGAAAGAAACCACGCUCUGGGCUCUGAAAAUCAGGCCUUAGUCCAGAAGCUUCAGGAGCAGGGCCGUCGACUGCAGAAGACACAGCUUAGGCUAGACAAAGCACAACAGGAAAACAGAAGGCUAAAGGAAGCAGAGGAGAGGCUACCCAGGGAAGAUCACCAGGCAGAACUGCACUCCAUCAGACAGCAGGCCCAGGAGUUGGUUGAUGAAAAUGAUGCCAUGAAAAUGACUAUCCAUCGCCUGAACGUGGAACUGAGUCGCUACCAGACACAGUUCAGACCACUGUCUAAAGAGGAGUGUUUGAAGAUCAAUGGCCUUCCGAUGAAAGGGCCACCUCCACCAUGGCUGCUGGACAUGAAAUAUUUAUCUCCUUUGCUCCUGGCAUAUGAAGACAGACUUGUAGAAAAAGAUUCUGCGCUGCAUGCUUAUGAGGAUGAGAUGAAGAGUUUUGCUUCUCGAGUGAAGGCGGUGGUGAGGGAGAAUGAGGAGCUCCGUCUACAGCUUGAGAAGACUGGUGCUGUCAGCAACAAAGAGUGGAGUCAGUUAAGAGACCAGGCCAGGCUUGUCCUGGAAGAAAAUCAAGUGCUGAUGGAACAGUUGGAGGUUCAACAGGCCAAGGCCAAGGACAGUCACAAUCAGCAUCUUCACGAAGUGUCUAAGUUGACCAAACAGCUGAUGCUACUGGAAGCAGAGAAAGAAAACCAACAGAAAGAGCUGGUAGAAUGCAGCAAGCAACUGGAAGAUAUGCGCUCCAAAUACAAGCACGCCGAAGUCAACCUUGAGAACAAAGUGGAGAUGGAUGAACACAUCACCACUAUGAAUGAGCUGAAAAGGCAGCUGCAGCAGGAAGAGGAGAAGAGACUUGCAGAAGUAGAGGAUCUAAUGGGGAGGAUGGCAUCCCUUCAAACUGAGAAGAAAACACUGCUAUUGGAGAAAACAAACCUCAUGGCAGACAACAGGAGUAUUGAGACUGAGCUGGAAAUUUCACGGAAUGCCAACAGAAAGUCUCAGCGGAAGAUCGGCCUCCUGAAACAGCAGCUCGAGGAAGCUCUGGAUAAAGAAGUUGCUGCUCAUCAGUACCUUGCAAACCUGAUCAGCCUGGCUGAGAAAGCAACACAGGAGAGAGAUCAGCUCAUAUACAUGGCCAAAUACCUGGAAACCGACAAGCAAGAAGUGUUCAACAAGAUUAUAGAAGGGACCGUCCGAAUGGGCAAGCUGGAAGAGAAAGUCAAGGUGUACAAAAAGAAAGCCGCAGCUAAGCUGGGAGACAUGGGACACAGACUACUGGAGCAGGAGGAGGGCUUUGCUGGGAAGACAGACUCCUACCAGAGAGAAAUCAAGCACCUCCAGAGGCUGUUGCGAGACAAGCAGGAAUUGCUCGACGAAGUGCUGCAGCAGAAAAGGGAAAUGGAAGGUGAACUGAAGAUUGUUUGGCAGUCAGCUUCCACAGAAAACAAAAGAAUGAAACACACCCUUUUUGAUUCUUUCUGCCAGAGCAGGGCCCUCAAUCUAGAGGAAGCCUCAGGAGAGCCGUGCUGUCGAGCAGCCUUUAAAGCAAGGAGCCCGCGCUCAGCCCACGGGAAGCAAAACAUGGGCACUGCCUAUCCCCUGGAGCUGCUGGAAGUGAAUAGCGCCCUCGCUGUCUCCUCUCCAAAACGCAGGCAGCCCAAGCAAGGAAUGCAGAAAAGCCCCAUGUUUGAGUCAGAUUCCGACCAGCAACAAAUCUCAUCAUCAGAUGAAAGCUAGAAGAAUGGGCUGGAGUUUUGUUCAUGAAACAGGAAUCCUUUUUUCUGAAAAGAUUGUCAGUACGAUUCAUAUUCUAAAGCACAAAAAAUCAACCAAAAAUCAAUCUAAA